Molecule: messenger RNA, 4589 nt
Organism: Mytilus trossulus (common blue mussel)
Lineage: Eukaryota; Metazoa; Mollusca; Bivalvia; Mytilida; Mytilidae
Product: tetratricopeptide repeat protein 39B-like
Exons: 18
Coding region: 9-1892 (627 amino acids)
Molecular function (GO): protein binding
Source: RefSeq, a predicted model, not a curated record
CAUUACUUAUGAGGUUAAAUUCAGAAACACUCCGAAAUCAAAUUCGGACUAUGGCUACUAAUAACAUGUCAACAGAAGAAAUAGCCACUGGGGACGAGAACGACGAGGAUUUUGAAGAUGCAGAAGAAGAAGUUUGUUUGUCAAACUUAGACCUAUCAGAUGCUAUAGAACAAACCAGUACAGCUCUCAAGCUUUUCCUCAACAACAAAUUCACAGAUGCCAAAGCUAGGAUGGAACCAGGGUCAAACAACAGUAUGUAUCAUGCCCUGGGAUACGGGACCAUACUUUACAUUCAGGCUGUCAUGACAUUUGAUAUGACUGAUAUUGAGGCAGCUAUUCAGGCAUUGAAAAAAUCAUUGCAUGUUUGUGAUCGACACAGGCGUAAAUAUUCCUUCACUGAAACCAUAACACGUUCUGGAAUGAAGCCAUCUCUUCUUAAAGAAGAUGAAAUCCAUGCAGAGCUAUGUUAUGCUGAAUGUUUACUUCUGAGAGCAUUGUUGACCUUUGUACAAGAUGAAAAUCUCAUUAGUUUUGUUAAAGGAGGGUUGAAAAUUAGAGAAUGUUAUAAAGUUUACAAGGAGUGCAAUAAAAUUUUACAGAAGAGAAAUUUUGCAGAUGAGAAACAAAAACUUCAUUUUGAGAGUGGUGUGUUAAUGGGAGUUGGUGCUUUUAACUUGAUGAUUUCACUUCUUCCAAGCAAGGUUAUGAAACUUCUAGAAUUUGUUGGAUUCUCAGGAAAUAAGAAAGCUGGAUUACAAGCUUUACUUAAAGGAACAGAAGAUUUAUCAAGUCUAAGAGGCCCUCUGUGUUCUAUUAUUUUAAUAGCAUAUCAUACAGUAGUUUGUUAUGUUCUUGGUUUAGCUGAUGGUGAUAUUGCUUUGGCUGAAGAACUAUUAAAACCAUGUCUCAAUCUUUAUCCUAAGGGUGCACUUUUUUUAUUUUUCUCUGGAAGAAUUGAAGAAAUAAAAGGAAAUAUAGAUAAUGCUUUAUUUAGAUUUGAAGAGUCCAUAGAUUCCCAGCAGGAAUGGAGACAGUUUCAUCAUUUAUGUUUUUGGGAGUUGAUGUGGUGUCAUUGUUUCAAGGGUGACUGGUUAAUGGCCAUGAAGUAUGCUGAGAGACUAUGUAAGGAGAGUAGAUGGAGUAAAGCUACAUAUACAUAUCAAAAAGCAGCAUUUUUACUCAUGUGUGACGAUCAAACUGAGGAGACAAAAACUCAUCUGCAUUAUUUAUUUAGUGAAGUUCCAAGACUUAAACAAAGAAUAGCAGGAAAAUCUUUACCAAUAGAAAAGUUUGCUGUGUUUAAAGCCAAAAGAGUCAUUGAACAGGAUUCAACCCUUGUUCUCCCAGCAUUGGAGCUGAUAUAUGUUUGGAAUGGUUUUUCUAUACUGGGAAAGAAAGAAGAACUUCUAAAUCCUGUGUUGGAGAAAGUAGAGAAAACAUUAAAUGACAUUGUGAACUCAAAAGAUGACAGAAUAUAUUAUGCUGAUGACUAUUGUUUAGCCUUAUUGUUGAAGGGAGUAUGUUUGAAACACAAAGGAAGUCAUUUUCAAGCAGAGCAGUGUUUUACAGAAAUCCUUACAUAUGAAAAGAAGAUAAAACAAGAUACGUUCCUAUUACCAUAUGCUACAGUAGAAUUAGCCAUGUUGUUUCUGUUAGAGGAAAGACUAGAUGAUGUUAAAAAAUUCCUAGACAGAGCCAAAAAAAACUACAAAAGCUAUUUGUUGGAAUCCCGACUCCAUUUUAGAAUCCAUGCUAUACGUCUACAAGUGAACUCCAUGCAGAGUAGCGAUAGCAGCAGUAACAAUUCUAGUCAGGUAUUAGAAUCACCAACUGAUGAUAUACCUUCACCAUCGUUAGAACAUACAGAAUCCAUAGAAUCAACCAAUCUAUGAUUGUUUUAUAGCUUUAAUUUGUUUUUGAAUUCAACACUGUGUUCAAAUUUCUGUGAUAAAUAUCAUGACAUUAUAUUAUAUCUUUGCUCACUUUAUUGUUACUUAAAUUGUGUUUUUUAUUUUUUAGAUUUAAGAUUUUUGUGUAUUUUCUUUUAUAUUUAUACUGUUGAAAUAGUAUUUAUAUUUGUUUUAUAAAUUUUCCCCAAGUCAAUUUUUUUUUGGUAACCCCUAUUUUAGUCAGCAGGGUCACAUGACGUGUAGCAUAUAACAAUAUAUGACUUUGUAGAUGUAUUUCCCUUACACCUGAUAUUGCUUUUUCGCUGAUCAUUCACUUCUUCGCAAUAAUUAAAUAAAUCUACCAAUUAAAACUGCUUUAUGAGAUAAAUGAUCUGCAUUCCCGUCAUAAAUAUCUACUGUUGCAGUUAACAUUCCAUUUAAUGCAAAGUAACAGUUGUAGUUAGUGUACACAUUUGUCUGUCUGUUCAUUCAUUAUUUCUAUACUGUUUAAGAUUUUAAUUUUAGGUGACAUCCACUUGAAACAUAGCAUACAUGUUCAUCAUGAGGCAGAUAUUUUAAAAUGUAUGCCAAAUUACAGUUUUGACUUAUAAAUGUGAUAGUGUAAAUAGGGCAUGAUGCAUAUGAACAUAUUCUAGUUCUUUCAUAAGUUCCAAACCUGUAUCCCAUGGUUUUGUUGAAAUUAUAAAGCUCAUUUUCUUUUUUAAACUCAGGGAAUACUUAUCAUUUUUGUUUGCCAUUUUUUAAAGAUAUUUAAAACGCACUUUAAGACAUAAUGAAUUUAAAAAGCACAUAUGCACAUUAUAGAAUACUGAAUAUUGAACAUUUGCACUUUGUAGCAAAAAACAUCCAGUGUGGUCAUUGCUCUGAGAUAAGAUCUCUUUCAAAGGACAAGCUGUAAAUGCACCAGAAGGUUGAUAACUUUUUAAAAUAAAUUCCAAAAAGAUCAGCUAUGCCUCCUAUGAGGUUCUGGUUAUAAUUGUACAGUCAAUCCUGCAGACAUCUGAGGACUUUUGAAGUGUAUUCUAGUUAUAAAACUUUCUAAUGAUAUUUUAUGUUUAUCUGUCUCAAUUUUGUAUAUAACCUAAUAUUUUACAGAUAUGCAUUAGUGAAAAGUAAAUGUGCAUAAUAAUUUUAUUCCACUAUGAUUGUCAAUCACCCUUACAGUACGAUCAAGUAGAUCUUUUGUGUUAGAAAUGGAAUCUUUGAAUAUUUGCAAUAUUUGAUACAGUAAAUAUUGUACCGAGAAGAAUUGAGGGUAGAAUGAUUAUGAUAUAAAUGAUAUUAUUACAUGUAUUUUAUUAUAAAAAUUGAAAAGAUUAAAAAAAAAGGCAGGUCUUAUCUGGACCACAUUCCACUCUUAAAACCAUCUCUUCAUUCUAUGAAUUGAUUCAUUUUUAUGGGUACCAAAUUUUGAUAUUUUAAUUUGUGGUUUUGCCAAAGUCUCCACACAUUCCUAUAGAAAUUUUGUAUUACUUUGAUAUUGGAAUUCAUGGUUCCCAGGUAACCACGAAAUCCAGAAAACUUAAAAUCCAAUAAAUGAUAUUGAAUCCACAGUUUAUAAAACCUACUAGUAACCUUAAUAAAACCACAACACAUGCACAAAUUAUAACUGCUGUUCAAGAGUUGAAGCAUAACUAUUUUAUAUCUGUUGCAUAAUAGUCGUUUUAGUUGUUUUGUAAUAGGUAAAUAUGCUAUCAUUUCAGAUGAAUCUUUUUUACAGUGAUUUAGUUUUCUAGUUAGCAAUCAAUAUGUAAAUUGUUUUCUUGUUCUAAAUUCUUAUGAUAUAGGUUUUAAUAUCAAGGUUUAGAAUUUAAUUUUGUAAGGUUUUGUUGUUCAUAAUCAGAUUUAUUGUAAAAAUACUCUUAUUUAUUUUAUGAUGUAUAUGUUUAGUUAAUUUGAAAAGGUUUGAAUUUGUUAUGAAUAAUAUAAACACUGAUAUUGCAGGCAAUUUAUUUAUAUAUUUCUUUGAAGAAGAUAAUAUUUUUUGUUGUUAUAAUUUCACUGUAAAAAUACAUAAAUAUGAAAGGUCACAGAUUUGGGAAAGGGUCUAUAUCAAGACAAGACAAAGACAAAAUAUUUGUUUUCCUCAAACACAAACGUGUACAAGAGGUCAAAUACAAAAGGUCACAGAUUUGGGAAAGGUAUAUAUCAGAAUAUCAUAGGCCUCAGUGUCUGAGUGUUCUAAGUAGUUCAAAUUCUGUAUCACUAUCCUAUCAAUAUAGAGUUGUGAGUUCAAACCCAUUAGAUGGGAGAUGCAUUUGACCUGAAUUUUAUAGUCACAUUGUCAGUAUUCUAACUGAACUUUGUGGUUCUCUCUAUUAACUCCGGUUUCCUCCAGCAAUAACAAAUGACCAACACAAUAGAACUGAAAAUAGCAUUUAACAUUUAUCAAUCAACCACUAUAUAAAAAACAUCUUGAGGCUGAUUGAAUUUCUAAAAUAAGAGAUUCUAGAAAAUCCCUCAAUUUUUCCUCUUAGUAUGUGCUUUGAGUAUAAAUUGACAGUCACUAUCUUGUAAAGUUCUUUUGUCAGUUAAUGUGCUAUUUAUGUUCAAGAUCAUGUCAUUUAAAAAUAAAAUUGUAAAUAGAUUCUUAGAAAUAUUUGUUUAUGAUUUGUCUUCUGAUUAUUUCUAGAUUAUUUAUUUCUAGUUUUGUUGAUAAUAAAAUUUCUUCCUUCAUUA